CCCAGCCCAAGUACACCAUAACGAAGUAACAAUGGGGCAAUCGGAUAGGGAGUCUUUGAUAGAAAUGGGCUUUCCCGAGGAUAGGGUUAAGCUUGCUCUCAUCAGGACGAAGCACUCUGGGUUGCAGCCUGCGCUGGAGUGGUUGACGAACCCUGAUAACGAGAAUGAAGUACUCGGGGAAGAGGCUGAGGGUCAAUCGUUGGAUUCGCUGACUGGAGAUAACGACGACAAUGGCGAAGGCCAAACCGCGAAUAGCUUGAAAUGCAAUGAUUGUGGAAAGACCUUCAGGGGAAUGCCGCAAGCACAGUUCCACGCCGAGAAGACCGGCCACGAUGACUUUUCCGAGUCAACCGAGACAAUCGCACCCUUAACCGAAGGAGAAAAGGCUGCCAAACUCGACGAACUUCGCGCUAAGCUCGCCCAGAAACGUGCACUCGAAGCCGAGAAGGACAAGGAAGAGUUCAAAAAGAACGAGGCCAUCCGUCGGAAGAAAGACCAAGACUCUGCAUCAUUGAUUGAAGAUUUACAGAGGAAGGAGCAGUUAAAGGAUAUAGAGAAGAAGAAACAGGAGAAAGCCGCGGACGCGGCGGCGAAGGCGCGGGUCAAGGCGGAAAUUGAAGCGGAUAGGAAGGCGAGAGCCGACAGGGCAGCAGCAGCCAAAGCGCUUCGCGAAGGGACUACCCCACCAUCUGCCUCUCCUGCACCGGCAGCGGCUCCGGCCGCACCAAAAGCCUCAACAGCCAACUCCGCCCGUCUCCAAAUCCGUACCGAAGGCUCUCGCAAGAUCCCACCCAUUACCGAUACCUUCCCGGCGGACACUACACUCUUCGAAGUGGCGUCCAAGAUCCAGGAGAAGACGGGGGUGGAGCCAAAUUCUGCGGUGUUCAUGACUACGUUUCCCAGGAAGACCUAUACUGGGGCUGAUUUGGGGGCUACGUUGAAGGAGCUUGGGCUCGUUCCGAGUGCGGCGUUGAUCUUGAAGACAUGAGUUAGCUCUUUUGCAUUUGGAGUUUUGGGAGAGUGUACGAAUAUCGAUUGUAAGGCCCGAAUUGUCCCCGAAGUGAACACGUUGACUUUACGACG
Molecule: messenger RNA, 1083 nt
Organism: Saitoella complicata NRRL Y-17804
Lineage: Eukaryota; Fungi; Ascomycota; Saitoellomycetes; Saitoellales; Saitoellaceae
Exons: 4
Coding region: 32-988 (318 amino acids)
Molecular function (GO): protein binding
Source: RefSeq, a predicted model, not a curated record